CGUAACGCUGUAUAAUUCGACUGGGCAUAUUAUUUCGCAAAUAACGUCAAAUCUGAAUGAAGGUGAAGCUAUAGGCAUGGACAUUACCCAUCAUUACCUUACCAUUUUCACAAUGGAAGGAUUUUUGAAAAUAUAUGAUCUAUCUGAAAGUCAGGCGAAGUUACUGACUAGGGUGAAGAAUUUGUAUGACAUGGUGGAAGAUUUCGGUGAAAUUAUUCAAGCUAAGACAAACUCAAAAGGCAACAAAGUAGCCAUGACUCUCGCCGCAGCCAACCUAGUACCGGACGGAAAGCUGUACAUAUGGGACAUCGAAAGGGACGAUUUGAUAUUCUACGAUUUUCGAAAAUACGAAGAUUUUGAAAAAUCGACGAUGGAUAAAUAUUUUGAAACUGAAGGGGAAAAAGACGCGAAGAAAGAGGACAACGAUUCGUCUACCGAUUUCGAUGAAGUUUGUAAAAACCGAAUUCCCUUGUCACUUCAUUGGUGCGAAGAUGACUCCAGGUUGCUUGUGUGUAACGCGAAGAAAAUUAAAGUUCCUGGCACUAAGAAGAAUCAGUCUACCAGAAAAAGAGGUGAAUCUAAAACUUUAAAGGAUGAAGAUCAGGUUAUUGUCACCAUGUUUGUUCUGCCAGAAAACGGAAUACAGAUCCACGACUUGAAAUCGGUGGAACCCGACACAAGGUUAUUGGGCGUUUCUAUACCCUAUAUCGUUACUUUACAGAAAUUGAGUAUUGUAAGGGAUGUGAUGAGCGAUUUUAAUGGACUAGAAGAGUGCGAUAAGAACACUAAAGAAGCAGUUAUCGAUUUCAGCUAUAAUUUGAGUUUGGGUAAUAUGGAUGCUGCUUUCAAAUCAAUAAAAUUAGUCCAAAGCCAAGGGGUUUGGGCCAGUUUGGCAAGGAUGUGCGUUAAAACUAGACGUUUGGACGUUGCCAGUGUUUGUUUAGGACAUAUGGGCGACGCUAAGGCUGCUAGGGCUUUGAGAUUAGCCAUAAACGACAAUACGUUGCCUCAAGAAGCCAAAGUUGCUGUGUUAGCUAUACAUUUGGGAUUGCUGGACGAGGCUGAACAAUUGUAUUCCAAAUGCGGACGGUACGAUCUGCUUAAUAAACUGCUUCGUUGCCGAAAUAAAAUGGAAGACGCACAUACUUUAGCCAAAACCAAAGACAGGAUUAAUUUAAGGAAUACCGAAUACUGUUGGGCUAAAUCGCUAGAAAAGGCUGGCGAUUUUAAAGAGGCAGCAAUGAGGUAA
This is a messenger RNA of Sitophilus oryzae (rice weevil), 1249 nucleotides long. RefSeq names its product intraflagellar transport protein 140 homolog. NCBI's taxonomy places the organism in Eukaryota, Metazoa, Arthropoda, Insecta, Coleoptera, Curculionidae. Gene Ontology annotation, biological process: intraciliary retrograde transport. The transcript has 5 exons. Gene Ontology annotation, cellular component: ciliary basal body; intraciliary transport particle A; axoneme. Bases 77 to 1249 code for a protein of 390 amino acids. The record is from RefSeq and is a predicted model, not a curated record.